AAGCUAACAGUCAGUGAGGAUGGACGUCAGCGUCUCCGUGUCGUUCUUUCAAGACGAGCUCGCCUCUACCAUCGAGCACGCAGUGAAAGCGGCUGUAGACACCGUCUUGUGCCAAAUCACAAAAGUUGUCGGCGGCAAAUUCACUGAAUUCCGAAUGGAAAUGGCUGGAAAGGAGAAAGAGAAUGAAAGUCUGAAGCUGAGAUUGGAAAUAUCAGAGAGCGAGUUGAAAGCAGUGCGGGAAUGCAUGAACGCUGCAGAUGCAGACAUUAAACAACCUCUCAGAAACAUGAACCCCGACUGCAAUGAACAAGACUUUCAGAGGAACGAGAACCAGGGAUUAUUUCAAGAUCCCAAAGAGAGCCGUGCUAUAUCUAAAGCACAGGAGGGUCCAAGGAUAGAAGCAGUUUACACACUAGAGGCGUCCUUUGAUCAGGAGUGGUGUGCAAGUCUAAAGCAGGUUACAGAGCUGACAUGUGUUAAAGAUGAAGAGGUCCCUCGACUGGAAUGUGUUCCUAUUAAAGAGGAAUUCAUAGAACAGGAAUGUGUCCCCAUCGCAGAGGACGUUCCUGCUGAAAAUAAUGUCUGUACACUUGAGGAGAACAACAAGCUGGGAUCCAGCCUGUGUGAUGAUUGUCCACCUGAAUGUGAACUGGGAUUUAGAGCUAAAGGAAAUCUCAAAGGAGAGAAAUCUCAUCGCUGCACAGUGUGUAGGAAGAUAUUCAGUCGUUUAUCACACCUUAAAAAACACCAGCACAGUCACAGAGGAGAGAAACCUCAUCAGUGUUCUGAGUGUGGGAAGAGUUUCAGUCGUUUAUCACACCUUAAAAAACACCAGCACAGUCACAGAGGAGAGAAACCUCAUCAGUGUUCUGAGUGUGGGAAGAGUUUCACAAAGUUAGGAAAUCUUCAGUCACACCAGCGCAUUCACACAGGAGAGAAACCUUAUCAGUGUACUGAGUGUGGGAGGAGAUUCACGCAGUUACAAAAUCUUAAAAGACACCAGCGCAUUCACACAGGAGAGAAACCUUAUCACUGUACUGAGUGUGGGAACAGAUUCACAAAGUUAGAAAAUCUUCAGUCACACCUGCGCAUUCACACAGGAGAGAAACCUUAUCACUGUACUGAGUGUGGGAAGAGCUUCAGACGGAUAGAUAGCUUGAAAGAGCACCAGCGAACUCGCAGUCACUUAUCACACCUUAAGACACCAUAAAAUGCACAAUAGAGUGAAGCCCUAUCCCAGCAUUGAAUGUGGGAAGUUGAGUCAGUUGCUGGGUCUUGAAGGAUACAAGAGAAUCCACAGAAUUUCAGCCACUUGAGGACACCUAAACACCAGGAGUAAAUGUGAAUAAAAUAUAAAAAUAUUUACUGCAAACAAAAGAAUAAACUUACUUGAUAAAUAGGUUUAUUCCUAAUCACUUCAGAUCAAAAACCUACACUCACGGAUGGGACAUGAGAACUACAACGUCUUGGACGGACCAUUCAUCAUGUUGUUGACCAUUCUGAUUUUGUUACGUCAGAUUAGUAAUCUAUGAAAUAGAUUGUAAUUGCAUCUGCUUUGUAAAUUGCAUUUUACAAAGAAGAAUGGGCAAAAAUUGCAGUGUCCUGAUGUGCAAAGCAGGUAGAGACUUAUCCAAAUAGACUCAUGGCUGUAAUUGCUGCCAAAGGUGCCUCUACCAAAUAUUGACUCAAGGGGGUGAAUACUUAUGCAAUCAAUUAUUUUCUGUUUUAUAUUUGUAAUUAAUUUAGAACAAUUUGUAGAUUUUAUUUUUCACUUUGACAUUAUGGACUUUUUUGUGUUGAUCAGUGGCAAAAACUCCUAAUUAAAUCCAUUUUGAUUCCAUGUUGUAACACAAUAAAAUGUGGAAAAGUCCAAGGGGGGUGAAUACUUUUGAGAGCCACUGUACACCAAGCCCUGUCUGCACAUUUUGCAAUGGUCAACUAGUAGGCGGGAAUAUUUUAUAAUAAAAUUGUUAUUGUUGUCAAUGUGAU
Messenger RNA from Acipenser ruthenus (sterlet), 1989 nucleotides. RefSeq names its product zinc finger protein 664-like. Gene Ontology annotation, cellular component: nucleus. Bases 20 to 1210 code for a protein of 396 amino acids. Lineage: Eukaryota; Metazoa; Chordata; Actinopteri; Acipenseriformes; Acipenseridae. The transcript has 3 exons. The record is from RefSeq and is a predicted model, not a curated record.